Messenger RNA from Aspergillus saccharolyticus JOP 1030-1, 3179 nucleotides. RefSeq lists its product as uncharacterized. Bases 392 to 2968 code for a protein of 858 amino acids. The record is from RefSeq and is a predicted model, not a curated record. NCBI's taxonomy places the organism in Eukaryota, Fungi, Ascomycota, Eurotiomycetes, Eurotiales, Aspergillaceae. The transcript has a single exon.
CUCUGUGUGUGUCUCUCUCUCACUCUCACUCACUCUCUCUCUCUCCCCCCUUCACUUCAACCGAUCACGGCAUCUCCUGUCCUUCACCACCUCGGUGGACGCUCAACUCCCUUGUCCUCUAACCCCCUUCUAUGCAGUUUGAAAAGCACACACACUAAAUAAAAAGGAAAAAGGAGAAAAGAAAAUCUCAAGCAAGGAAAGAAGGAAAGAGGAAGACAAUAGCUGGUCCCAGUGUACUGCACUGGACAGACUGUCAACCCAGAUCGCAUCUUUAGAGAUUGCAACCGGGACCGGUAAUGCAGCAAGGUCAAGUUGCUCGCAAUUAACCGGGUUUGAUUCCACAACUCGCACGACCAGCUGAACUCCCGCCUCGGAGAGCCAUUCCUAGAGUAUGGCUACAGCUCAGCUUUCCACCUCAGGUAGUGGUGUACCUACUAGGUUACCUACAGAUCAGGAGGCGCAGGAGUAUGAGAAGAUCCUGAAAAUAAGUGACGAAAUCUUUCUUGGCACUCACCCUAGAUUGAAGGUUCCUCAGCAGUUUGUGCGCAAGCCUGCUUCUCGCAACCCCCCUGCCUCCUCAACUCCCUCCCAGGUAAAGCCAGGAGAACCGCAGAAGGCUUCUCCCAAGAAGUACACCCCGUCCGCCCCUUCGAAUGCCAAAGCAGCCAACCCAUCGAGUGGUGGUGCGGCGGCCACUUCGUCGGGUGCGCCGGGGGCUUCGCGUAUCAUCCCCAACCCAGCCUCGGAAAUCGAUCCCAUUUUCCUGACUAAGUCGGAUGAUCUCGUUCGAGCAGAGCUGCAGCUUCAGCGCCAACGGGUGGAGCGAGCGCUCCGGGAGCAGCUGGAGCAGAAAAGGCAGGAAUCUAGGCAGAAGGCCGCUCUACAGGACGCGAAGCCGGACUUUGACGUUUCUGAUGUGCUCGUCAAGGCCUUUGAGAUGGUCAACCCAUCUCCCUCGGUCGAUGGCCGUGGCAAUGGAGAGCCCAGUGACUCCUUUGACGAGAACUCGUUCUAUUCCAGUAGAGCUCCUGACUCGCCUCAGCAGGGUGACCCGCAGGGACCGUCUUCAGCCCCUCAGUCGACCUCUGAGGAGCCUGCUACGGAGGGCCCAGUAGAGAACUAUUCAGAUGAGUUGCAACGGCUUGAGGCCCUCAACCGAACUGGAUUGGAUCAGGAUAUGCAAGAUACUUACCCCGUGACAGGCCAUCGAGUACCCUAUGAUCAGAGGCAGCCGCACCAUGGCGAGGUUGACUACGCAUCCCGCAAGUACCCAACCCAACCCCAAUCCACCGACGCGUUCGAAGAGCCGGAGUACUCGCCGCCGGCCCCGGGGGUCGCGCCUAUGGAAAGGGAAGACAACCACGAGGCACAUAGAGAACAUCCGGCUGGAACCAAACGACGCGCGCCGGAAGGCCGCCCGGUGGAACGAGCCCGCUACGCUCGAAGGUCGAUCUCGCCCGGCGACGAUGUCCGCAUCGUGCGGAACCACAUCACCUCGCCUGCCGCUCCACAACCAUCUAGGGUCUCUCCGUUGGCCAUCACCAAGGUUUCCUCAGUCCCCCAGUCGCGUUCGGAUUACGCCCCCGAGCGUCACACCAGCCCAGAUGUUCCUGCCUAUCCUUUGACUUCUAGAAAGCGUAGGAGACUGCAUGAGGAUCGAGACCGUUCUCGUCCAUCGUACAAGGCUCUAAACACCGGGCCUGCCGCGGAAACAUACAUCAAGGAGGAGCCCGUCUCGCCUCCACCGUUUGCAGAUGACCCACAGGCAUACCGAAGCCGUCACCCUCAAGAGCGACCUGUAUACAUAGACAUUGCCUCGCCACAGUAUACACCCGUGAUAGAGAGAAGAGAAGCGCCCAUGAGGGAGUCGGGCUACGAGUAUGAAGUUUAUGACGCGCACGCAGACCCUGGCGCACAACGGACGAUCUCCAGACUCAGUGUGAGACGCCCGAUGCGCGACGAUCAAGACCUGCGACGAGUCGCGAGCCUUCAGCACCAAGCUCGGCAACCUGAAUACGCUCGGGAGUACAUUGACCAAGCUAGCCCCCAUACUCUGCGGGCCGGAUCCUAUGCUAUUGUGGAACGCCCGGCACAGGAACGAAUCCGGUUUUAUGACGAGGUGCCUCCGCCGCCUGCACGACGCUAUAUCCCCGCUGCAGAAUCGCCCAUGUCGCCUCGACUCCGUGAGGCAUACUACGAAGAGGAGGCGACGGGUCGCAUGAUGGCACCACCGCCGCGCCGGAUCGUGGUCGACGAGCACGGCAACCAGUACUACGAGGCGGUCUCGGCCCCGCGAGUGCAAGCCAUGCCUUUCCCGGCCAGCCGAGCCCCGCGAAGUGACGUAUACGAUGACCGUGCGGUGUCUUUGCGCCAUGCGAGCUUGCGCGCAGCGUCCGUCGUGGAAGACCCCUACGGCGGUCGGAGGUACGUACCGGACAUGCCCCCUCCGCCCAAGGCUUAUCGACGCGUCACCGACUAUGCUCGGCCGAUUCCAGGCGAAGGGCGACCGUACACGGGUGCGACCACCGCGGCCGUUGUCGCCGGGCAGGACGAGCGGGAUGUGUAUCCUCCGCGUAGCGCCAGCGUCCAAGUGGCCGAGUACGCGCCCCGCCGACCCCAGUAUUACCUCAACCCUGAAGAAGCUGAGGUGCCGCGGGAGCGGAUCGUGCGGAUGCCGAGCGUGCGUCCACCCGCGGCGGGCCGGUAUGAGGAGCCCCGCGAGAUCAUCCAGCGGGUGGACAGUGUUCGCCCGGGCGGAGUGCGCGACGUGAGUGUGUAUCUGGAUGACGGUACCCGUCCGCCGCGGGAGUAUGUGGAGCGGCCCAUGUAUGUUGCGACGCGGCCUGUGAUGACGCGCGAGGAACCGAUCCGCUACUAUGAGGGGGGUGUGGCCGCGAAUCCGGAGCGCGUCGUCCUGGAGGGAACCCCGCGGGGGGAUGUAGUCCAUCGAGCCCCUCCGCGAUACUAGUAUCUUUAUUUUUGCGGUUGAUGAAUUCUUUGAUGAUCACGUAUAUGGUCCAUCUGUGCAAGACCCUGUUGCGGGGCAUCUCGUUGUACUUACAAAAGCAAGCAAGCAAGCAAGCAAGCAAGCCAGGACUGGACAUUCAUUAUAUUGAGCAUUAAUUGUUGUGGGGGACUAGCCUUCGCCUAGAUUGAUUUUCACACAUUUUCAUAGUAUA